Molecule: messenger RNA, 1098 nt
Organism: Pipistrellus nathusii (Nathusius's pipistrelle)
Lineage: Eukaryota; Metazoa; Chordata; Mammalia; Chiroptera; Vespertilionidae
Source: the annotation of a GenBank genome assembly
AUGGAUGUCAUAGAGACAGCAAAGCUUGAGGAGCACAUGGAAAACCAAACCAACGAUCCGGCCACCACGUACCCACGGCCCGCGGAGCCUGCCGAGGAAGAGGAGAAAAAUGGCAACGGGAAACCCAAGAGCCUACCCAACGGGCUGCGGAAGGGCGCCAAGAAGUACCCGGACUACAUCCAGAUCUCCAUGCCCACAGACUCCAGGAGCAAGUUCCCCCUGGAGUGGUGGAAGACGGGCGUCGCCUUCGUGUACGCGCUCUUCAACCUGGUCUUGACCACCGUCAUGAUCACGGUCGUGCACGAGCGGGUGCCUCCCAAGGAGCUCAGCCCGCCGCUCCCGGACAAGUUCUUCGAUUACAUCGACCGGGUGACGUGGGCGUUUUCUGUAUCAGAAAUCAAUGGGAUUAUAUUAGUUGGACUCUGGAUCACCCAGUGGCUUUUUCUGAGAUACAAGUCCAUAGUGGGGCGCAGGUUCUUCUUUAUCAUCGGAACGUUGUACCUGUACCGCUGUGUCACCAUGUACGUCACCACGCUGCCCGUGCCUGGCAUGCACUUCCAGUGCGCUCCGAAGCUCAACGGAGACUCUCAGGCCAAAGUGCAGCGGGUCCUGCGGCUGAUCUCCGGGGGAGGGCUGUCCAUGACGGGCUCGCACAUCCUGUGCGGAGACUUCCUCUUCAGCGGCCACACGGUCGUGCUGACGCUGACGUAUCUGUUCAUUAAAGAAUACUCGCCCCGGCACUUCUGGUGGUACCACCUGGUCUGCUGGCUGCUGAGCGCCGCCGGGAUCAUCUGCAUCCUCGUCGCUCACGAGCACUACACGGUCGACGUCAUCGUUGCCUAUUACAUCACCACGCGGCUGUUCUGGUGGUACCACUCGAUGGCCAACGAGAAGAACCUGAAGGUCUCUUCGCAGACUAAUUUCCUAUCGCGUGCAUGGUGGUUCCCCAUCUUCUAUUUUUUUGAGAAAAACGUACAAGGCUCGAUUCCUUGCUGCUUCUCCUGGCCGCUCUCCUGGCCUCCCGGCUGCUUUAAGUCUUCGUGCAAGAAGUACUCCCGGGUCCAGAAGAUCGGGGAGGACAGCGAGAAAUCUACCUGA